CUCGCGAUAUUUCCAGUUGAACAAAUUCAAACAUGGCGUCACAAGAAGAGGCGGGUAGCACCGUUGUGGCUGAAACAGACUCAGCCGGAACGGAGGCGGUGUUGACUGAGCUUCCUGUCAGCAUGGACACAGAGUCUUCCAGCGGCAAGGAGGGCCUGGAGGCGGCAGGCGAAGCAUCGGAGGCUGCCGACACACUGACCGGCUCCGGGGAUGAGGACAAUGGGCGGCAGCUGGGCGAGGUGGAGCUGCAGUGCGCCUUGUGUACCAAGUGGUUCACCGCUGACACCUUCGCCAUCAAUACCGCGACUUGUCUGCCCUUCAUGACCAACUACGUGUUCCACUGCAAUGUCUGCCACCAUAGCGGCAACACCUACUUCCUCAGGAAACAAGCCAACCUGAAGGAGAUGUGUCUGACGGCGCUGGCGAACCUGACCUGGAGGUCCCGGAGCCAAGACGAGCAUCCCAAGACCAUGUUCUCCAAAGACAAGGACAUCAUUCCAUUCAUCGACAAGUACUGGGAGUGCAUGACCACCCGCCAGAGACCCGGCAAGCUGACGUGGCCCAACAACAUUGUGAAGACCAUGAGCAAAGAGCGCGACGUUUUCCUGGUGAAGGAACACCCCGACCCCGGCAGCAAAGACUCCGAGGAGGACUACCCCAAGUUUGGCCUGCUGGACCAGGACCUGGGGACCAUCGGACCCUCGUACGACUCCCAAAAGCAGUCGGCCGUCACGCCCACCGCCGGAGGCCUCAACGGUGGAUCCUCUUACUCAGGUGCUCUGGCGCCCGUGGCGGGCAAAGGAAGAGGAGCCAAGCGUAAGCAGCAGCAGCAGCAACAACAAGAGGGGGCCACCGCCGGGGCUACCAAGAGGACACGCAGCGACCCGUUGUUCUCGGCACAGCGGCUGCCCCCCCACGGCUACCCUCUGGAGCACCCCUUCAACAAAGACGGCUACCGCUACAUCCUGGCCGAGCCGGACCCGCACGCCCCCGACCCCGAGAAGCUGGAGCUGGACUGUUGGGCCGGCAAGCCCAUCCCCGGCGACUUGUACCGGGCCUGUCUCUACGAGCGCGUUCUGCUGGCUCUGCACGACCGAGCACCCCAGCUGAAGAUCUCCGACGACCGUCUGACGGUGACGGGCGAGAAGGGCUACUCCAUGGUGCGCGCCUCCCACGGCGUGCGCAAGGGCUGCUGGUACUUCGAGGUGUCCGUGGAAGACAUGCCUCCCGACACGGCCGCCCGGCUCGGGUGGUCCCAACCUCUCGGUAACCUGCAGGCGCCGUUGGGCUACGACAAGUUCAGCUACUCGUGGCGCAGCAAGAAGGGCACCCGCUUCCACCAGUCCAUGGGCAAGCACUACUCCACAGGCUACGGCCAAGGGGACACACUGGGCUUCCUCAUCGAGCUGCCCGACCGCACCGAGACGGCUCGAGCGCUGCCGGACACCUACAAGGACAAGGCACUCAUCAAGUUCAAGAGCUACUUGUACUUUGAGGAGAAGGACUAUGUGGACAAAGCCGAGAAGAGCCUGAAGACCAUGAGCCCCAGCAGGAUGGUGUUCUACAAGAACGGCGCGAGCCAAGGCGUGGCCUUCGAGAACCUGUUUGAAGGAAUCUAUUUCCCGGCCAUCUCCCUCUACAAGAGCUGCACGGUGUCCGUUAACUUCGGGCCACACUUCAAACACGCCCCCAAGGAUGUCGCCUUCCAGCCGGUAAGCGCCUCGCCGACGCCCUCGCCGUCGUGCAUUUUUCGACGCUUGCUGUUUGUUGGUCCGCAGAUGAGCGACAUGGGCUGGGGCGCCGUCAUCGAGCAUACGCUGGCCGAUGCACUGUACCACGUGGAGACAGAGGUGGACGGACGCCGCAGCCCGCCCUGGGAGGGAUGAGCCGCCCGCAUGCAUCCGUGGAAACAGGCAGCUUCUUGUCUUUAUUUGGACUUUUGACACGCGGUAGCGCACGGGAAGGUCAAGUCAACAGUGGUCAGUGCUCCCCAACCUUAACAAUGUCCACUAAAAGUCAAUUAGCGGGUUAAUUAUUAUUAUUAUUAUUAUUAUUAUUAUUAUUAUUAUUAUUAUUAUUAUUAUGGAAGAGAUUUUCUACCUAUCAUUAUUAUGUCACUUGCAUAGAUUGAUGAACAAGGAUCCCCUUUUUUGUAGUUAAUACUUUUGGACCAAUUUAGCGAAAUUGGAUCAUUUCCCACACACUUCCUGGGCGAAGUACAUCGGUCGGGCAUCAGUGAAUUGUAUCCCAGUUCAAACUUGAAACAAAUGAUGUAGAGCAAGCAUUCCUCAAUUUGGCCAACAUUUCACAUCAUUUUGAUGAUUGAUUGACAGGCGGCACCGCACGACACUCUGAACGCCAGUUUGUGUGUCGCAUUUGAGUGCCACGUGGUGCUUCAUUCCACUGCACCCGCUGCGUCGUCUCCUGUACACAGUUUCUUCUUUUAACGGACUGAAAUAAAAAUAGGCUACGUGGAUGA
This is a messenger RNA of Hippocampus comes (tiger tail seahorse), 2479 nucleotides long. RefSeq names its product ash2 like, histone lysine methyltransferase complex subunit (gene ash2l). The record is from RefSeq and is a predicted model, not a curated record. Gene Ontology annotation, cellular component: Set1C/COMPASS complex. Bases 33 to 1886 code for a protein of 617 amino acids. Gene Ontology annotation, molecular function: transcription cis-regulatory region binding; protein binding. The transcript has 16 exons. NCBI's taxonomy places the organism in Eukaryota, Metazoa, Chordata, Actinopteri, Syngnathiformes, Syngnathidae.